ACUCGCGAGUCAUUGGAGUAAAAGCCUUUCAAUCACCCCAGCCUCCCCAUCGCGGCAUUAACUCACACAGCAAGCCACAGAGUGAUAGUUCCCUACAAUUUGUGCUGGAUUUUAUUCACUGAAGUUUUCAUCUCAAAAGUUGGUUAUUCAUGAUGACGCCCUCUUGAGGUCGGUGUGUUAGGUGAUGUUCCUGUUGACCCCAUUGUGACCUUGGUGGUUUCCGCUGGGACUAGACAAUCGUAAGCAGAACUGUCAAGUCACAGAAAGAUGACAUCAACAUCCCCCUCCCACAGCGACAGCAGCAGCGGCUCGUCCAAACAUGGCAGCCAUCAGGACAGCUGGGAGAUCAUAGAGGGGCUAAAGGGUAACCCUGGCAACAUCCAGGAGCCAGAGAAACAGGAAGGCUUCCUGCUCAAGAGGAGGAAAUGGCCCAUGAAGGGAUGGCACAAGAGAUACUUCUUGCUGGAGAAAGGCAUUCUGAAGUACUCAAAAUGUAGAGCUGAUCUGAGGAAAGGCAAGCUGCAUGGCUGCAUUGAUGUGGGGCUGUCUGUCAUGUCAAUCAAGAAGAAAACCAAGGCCAUCGAUCUGGACGCCAACAACAACAUUUAUCACCUCAAGGUGAAGUCUGAGAAGUCUCAGGAAGUGAAGUCACAGGAGUUGUUUGAUGAUUGGGUGUCGAAGCUACGACAUCACCGUGUCUUCCGUCAGAACGAGAUCGCCAUGUACCCCCACGAGAGGCACCUGUUUCACCCCUCACACCUCUCGCCUAACCUCAACGACUCCAUGAGACAGCAGCACUCCAGUCUGGCUAAGCAGGCGUCAGUUGUCCAGCAGGCGAAGGUCAGUGCCUGGCUUCACUCCUCAGAAGACAUGGACAGGUGCUGCAGAGACUUGAAGGACUGUGAGUCUUACCUGUUGGAACUCAACCUGCUGCUGAAGAGUAUGGAGGUUCUCCACCGCACUUCCUCUGCCCCCGCCAUCAGCCUCAUGGCCUCAACAUACGACAUUCCCAAGAAGGAGAAGAGGGGUCCCAGGAAGUGGCGUUCAAAACAUUCCACCAAAGAUGCCCCAGCCACACUACAGGUUCCUGGCUGUGGCUCACCGCCUGCCUCUCCUCAUCUCCAUACCUCCCACCCAAACCUCUCUACUGCUGAAGCCAACACCUCCUUCCUGGAAACCCCAGACUCACCUACUGAUGCCAACCGCCUCCAGGAAGACUUCUGCAGGCUGGCUAACAACAUUCACUCCACUCUGCGGUCAGCCUAUAGUUCUCUAUCAGCAGAGAGAGACAGAGUGAGACACACUAUUGACCUGAAGGCCCCCCCUCCAGCGCAGGUCAUGGGCCUCAAGACCGGCUAUGGCUCGGGUCUCCCAGAUGGAUCCCGCCAACUUGUCCACCAGGCAUCCAAUGAGUCCAUGUCGGAGUUCUUUGAUGCUCAGGAGUACCAGCUGACCUCCAGCUCCUCUGAGAAUGAGGCUUCUGAUGAUGACUCGUAUAUCAGUGAUGUCAGUGACAGUGUUUCCAUGGACACUGGCUACAGCAACGAGGGAGGAAGCGAGAGACAUGACUCUGGCUCAGGAGGAAGUGGUGUUCAGGUGGCCUGUAGACGGACUACCCUCCCCUCCCCUCAGCCCAGCAGCAGCAGUGUCAGUCUAUGGAACAUCCUCAAGAACAACAUAGGGAAGGACCUGUCCAAGGUCGCCAUGCCUGUUCAUCUCAACGAGCCUCUCAACACACUGCAGAGGCUGUGUGAGGAGGUGGAGUACUCUGAGCUGCUGGAUACAGCGAACCACACACAGGACCCAUACCAGAGAAUGGUGUAUGUGGCAACAUUUGCAGUGUCUGCAUAUGCCUCCAGUUACCACCGGGCAGGAAGUAAACCCUUUAACCCCGUCCUGGGAGAGACCUAUGAGUGUGACAGACCUGACAAGGGCUUCAGGUUCAUAGCAGAACAGGUGAGCCAUCACCCACCUGUGUCAGCGUGUCACUGUGACUCUCACAACUUCACGUUCUGGCAAGAUGUCCAGUGGAAGAAUAAGUUCUGGGGGAAAUCCAUGGAGAUUGUUCCCAUGGGAACCACUCAUGUGACCCUGCCAGGGUUUGGGGACCACUAUGAGUGGAACAAGGUCACGUCCUGCAUCCACAACAUUCUGAGUGGCCAGCGCUGGAUAGAACACUACGGAGAGAUGUCAAUCAAAAACACCAGCAGUGACGCUUGCCAGUGUACAGUGACCUUCGUCAAGGCAAAAUCGUGGAGCUCAACGGUGAACAAGAUAGAGGGAGUGGUUACAGACAGUGGGGGGCGUGUCAUCCACUCAUUCUUUGGCAAAUGGCAUGAAGGCGUGUACCAAGGAGACACACCCUCUGCCAUCUGCAUCUGGAGAGCAAACCCCAUGCCUGUGGACCAGGACCAGUACUAUGGCUUCACUCAGUUUGGUGUGGAGCUGAAUGAGCUUGAUGCCGCCCUGAAGCCCUUCCUACCCCCCACAGACACACGCUUCCGUCUCGACCAGAGGUGUUUGGAAGAAGGGAACAUUGAGGGGGCUGAGGAGCAGAAGCAGAGGAUAGAGCUGCUCCAGAGAGAAAGGAGAAAAGUCUUGGAGGAGAACAACAUGACGCACAAACCACGCUUCUUCAAGAAAUCAAAGGAUGACACGUGGCUGAGCUCUAAUACAUACUGGGAGCAGCGGAAGGACCCUGGGUUCAGCUCUAGAGAGGACUUCCCUGUGCUGUGGUGACCCUGUAACCCCACAGGAGUACAGAUCUAGGGUCAGAUUAUCCUUGCCCACAACAGACACAGGAUUUUCCAAAAAGGGGAUCUCCACCUCCACACCAAAAUUGCCAUCUGCAUCACCACACUUCUUUACAGCAGUGAAACCUGGGUCACUUAGUCGCCACAACAAGCAACUCAAGCGAUUCCACAGAAGAUGCCUGCAGCGCAUCCAGGGAAUCACCUGGUGCAACCGUGUCCUGUACAGAAAUACUUGUUAAGACCCACUGUGAGAGUAUGGAGGCCACGGUCGCCCAACACCAACUGAGCUGGCUUGGGCAUAUCAUUAGAAUAUCUUGGGAGUGCUAGCCAUGGAAGAUCCUGUAUGGCCAGCUAUAUCUUGGGAGUGCUAGCCAUGGAAGAUCCUGUAUGGCCAGCUAUAUCUUGGGAGUGCUUGCCGUGGAAGAUCCUGUAUGGCCAGCUAUAUCUUGGGAGUGCUAGCCAUGGAAGAUCCUGUAUGGCCAGCUAUAUCUUGGGAGUGCUUGCCGUGGAAGAUCCUGUAUGGCCAGCUAUAUCUUGGGAGUGCUUGCCGUGGAAGAUCCUGUAUGGCCAGCUAUAUCUUGGGAGUGCUUGCCGUGGAAGAUCCUGUAUGGUCAGCUAUAUCUUGGGAGUGCUAGCCGUGGAAGAUCCUGUAUGGCCAGCUGUAUCUUGGGAGUGCUUGCCGUGGAAGAUCCUGUAUGGCCAGCUGUAUCUUGGGAGUGCUUGCCGUGGAAGAUCCUGUAUGGCCAGCUGUAUCUUGGGAGUGCUUGCCGUGGAAGAUCCUGUAUGGUCAGCUAUAUCUUGGGAGUGCUAGCCGUGGAAGAUCCUGUAUGGCCAGCUGUAUCUUGGGAGUGCUUGCCGUGGAAGAUCCUGUAUGGCCAGCUGUAUCUUGGGAGUGCUUGCCGUGGAAGAUCCUGUAUGGCCAGCUGUAUCUUGGGAGUGCUUGCCGUGGAAGAUCCUGUAUGGUCAGCUGUAUCUUGGGAGUGCUAGCCGUGGAAGAUCCUGUAUGGCCAGCUGUAUCUUGGGAGUGCUUGCCGUGGAAGAUCCUGUAUGGCCAGCUAUAUCUUGGGAGUGCUAGCCGUGGAAGAUCCUGUAUGGCCAGCUAUAUCUUGGCCGGUGGUCUGUAGGGGGGCAGCUAAAAAACAUGGCUGAAGAAGAGCAACAUCAAACCCACAGAAAGAGAGGAUGCUGCUGCCGACCGUUCCACCUGGAGGAGCUCCGGAGGGUGUACAGAGGAGGGGAGGAGCUCCGGAGGGUGUACAGAGGAGGGGAGGAGCUCCGGAGGGUGUACAGAGGAGGGGAGGAGCUCCGGAGAGACAGAACCAUGCCUGCCCCCGCCAACACAGACAUAUGCCCCACCUGCAAUAAAAUUUGGAUCUCCGAUUGGACUCUACACUCACUAAAGAAUUCACCGUUAACUCAGAGGUUGAAGUCCUCAUCGGAUACGAUGGACUACCAUAAGCAAGCCCACAACAAACCUUAGAUCAGCACUCGGAGACAUCACUAGAGUCAAAGCUCUGACCCGGUGACUGGGGACUGCUGAGUGUCAGUGUGACCAAGACCAAAAAUGAGCUUCCUGUGUCUGUAGGUGGAGCUAAAAUAGGUCUCGAUCUCUUCAACCUAAUACAGAGUUUUCACUUGAUUCUUUGUUUAAAAGAAAAGAGAGCAUCUUUAAAUGUUUUUGUCAUGACUUUAGUCUUUCCAGGGACAGGGUUCUCUUCUUUCAAUUUGAUCAUUUUCUCUAUGUAUGUUUUAUACUGUCACUGUAGUUCGGAUGCAGUCCAGCCACCAAAGUGCCUUUUAAUAUGGAAUGCUGUUCUACUCACAAUAACCUGCUGUAGAUGAUUAUGCAAAUCCUCACUCACUAUUGGUGAGUUGGUGCUUCUGCGCACUUAUGUCAUUCUUAAUGUGGUCUAUAUAGAAGAUCACUGGUGGGGUGUUGAGGUGUGCAUCCCAAAUGGAAACCUAUUGUCUAUAUAGUGCUAUUUAUGGAAUAGGGUGCACUUGAUAUGGAGUAGGGUGUCAUGUGGGAUACAGUCAAGGGUUGUAACUAGGGGGAUUUAACUUGUUCUUAAUGUCAAGCACUCUACUGUAAGAGUAUGAUUAUGUCCAAUCACAAUCCAGAUUGUUUUAAUACUCCUCAACCAUUGGCUGACAGUACGUAUGAGAUAAGGCCUUCUGGAACUUCAUAACACUGCGUGUUAAAGCCUGUAUGAUUCCCGUUUAUGAUCAGUCAUUACUGUAAAAUAAGAUGUAUACUGUAUAUCAGUAAAGAAUAGGGCCGUACUAUGAAGAUGAAUAAUAAACAGUGAGACUGUUA
Molecule: messenger RNA, 5070 nt
Organism: Oncorhynchus kisutch (coho salmon)
Lineage: Eukaryota; Metazoa; Chordata; Actinopteri; Salmoniformes; Salmonidae
Product: oxysterol-binding protein-related protein 3
Exons: 22
Coding region: 268-2739 (823 amino acids)
Cellular component (GO): perinuclear endoplasmic reticulum; cytosol; plasma membrane
Molecular function (GO): cholesterol binding
Source: RefSeq, a predicted model, not a curated record